GGCCGGCUCGGGGAGGCGGAGGGAGCCGCGGGGGCUCCAUGCGGGGCGGCAGCGGCUCCAGCCCGGGCCUGCCCAGGCCGCUGGCUCCUCCCUUGGGGAAGGAGGGUGCGCCGGGGCCGCCCCCGCGGUGUGACGGGGAGCGCAGCCCGAGCGGCCGCGGGCGCCGGGCCUGAGCCGGCGGGCGUCGGUACCACCUCCGCGGCCCGGCCCGGCCCGCCCGUCGGCGGCCACAAUGUUCUCCCUCAAGCAGCCCAAACCCACCUUCAAGUCGUACCUUCUGCCUCAGGCUGAUGACAAUAUAGCAUCAGAACCAAGAAUUAAAAAACUGGAACCAGUACUUUUACCAGGUGAAAUUGUGGUGAAUGAAGUAAAUUUUGUAAGAAAGUGCAUUGCAACAGACACGAGCCAGUAUGAUCUGUGGGGCAAGCUGGUUUGCACUAACUUCAAGAUUUCCUUUAUUACAGAUGACCCAAUGCCACUGCAGAAAUUCCAUUAUAAAAACCUCCUCCUUGGUGAGCACGAUGUCCCACUCACAUGCAUUGAGCAGAUUGUCACAGUGAAUGACACCAAGAGGAAGCAGAAGGUCCUUGGUCCCAACCAAAAACUGAAAUUUAAUCCAACUGAAUUAAUAAUUUAUUGCAAAGACUUCCGUAUUGUCAGAUUUCGUUUUGAUGAAGCAGGUCCUGAAAGUGCAAAAAAGGUGUGCCUUGCAAUAGCUCAUUAUUCUCAGCCAACAGAUCUUCAGCUUCUUUUUGCAUUUGAGUAUGUUGGGGAAAUAUAUCAUAAUCCAGCAAAGAAGGUGAAUGGCAUAGACCCAGGAGGUGGUGGCGGUGGCAUCAGCAGUGCCAGUGGUCAGCAGACUCCUCUGUUUGAAACUUACUCGGAUUGGGAUAGAGAAAUCAAAAGGACAGGUGCAUCUGAGUGGAGAGUGUGCUCAGUCAAUGAAGGUUAUAUGAUCUCCACUUGCCUUCCAGAAUAUUUUGUGGUUCCAUCUUCCUUAGCAGAUCAAGACCUGAAGCUCUACUCCUACUCCUUCAUUGGGAGGCGAAUGCCUUUAUGGUCCUGGAACCACCCUAAUGGGAGUGCCCUUGUGAGAAUGGCCAACAUUAAAGAUGUAUUGCAGCAGCGAAGAAUUGAUCAGAGGAUUUGUAAUGCCAUAACUCGAAGCCAUCCCCUGAGAAGUGACGUUUACAAAUCUGACCUGGACAAGUGUCUCCCCAACAUCCAGGAAAUCCAGGCUGCACACAACAAACUCAAACAGCUCUGUGUCAAUGACCCUUUUGAUGAAACCGAAGAGAAGUGGCUGUCCUCACUGGAAAACACCCGCUGGUUAGAGUACAUUAGAGCCUUUCUUAAGCAUUCUGCUGAGCUUGUCUACAUGAUGGAGUGUAAGCACGUUUCUGUAGUUCUACAAGAGGAAGAGGGACGGGACCUGAGCUGUCUUGCUGCUUCUCUCAUUCAAGUCAUGCUGGAUCCCUAUUUUCGAACCAUUGUUGGAUUUCAAAGCCUAAUACAGAAGGAAUGGGUCAUGGCAGGAUAUCAAUUUUUAGAUAGGUGUAACCACUUAAAGAGAUCUGACAAAGAGUCUCCUUUGUUCUUGAUGUUCCUUGACUGCGUUUGGCAGCUGCUGGAACAAUACCCAGCAGCCUUUGAGUUCUCUGAGGUGUACCUGACCAUCCUGUACGACAGCGCACGCAUCUCCUUGUUCGGCACCUUCCUCUUCAACUGCCCUCACCAGCGAGUCAAGGAAAGCACUGAAUUCGCUAUAAGCAAAAAUAUUCAGCUGGGUGAUGAGAAAGGCCUGAGGUUUCCAUGUGUUUGGGACUGGUCUCUGCAGUUCACGAGCCGGGACCGGCUGCUGUUCCACAACCCGCUGUACAUCGGGAAGAGCACGCCCAGCGUGCACAACGGGGCCCUCCGCACCUUCAAGCGCUCCAAGAAAAACUACAGCUCCACAUUGCGAGGUGUCCCUCCAGCAAUAAAAAAUGGAAUCAUCGGUGAGCAGGAGUUCCUUCCAAGAAGAAACUCUCUGAUACUAAAAUUGAAGCCGGAGUUUUUCCAGUCAGCAGAAGGGCAGAGCCACAGUAUGGAGCAGUACUUCAGAGACUGGUUUGCAAAGCCCGUUGAUUUGCACGGCGUCAUUCUGCCCCAUCUCUCUGGAACACAAAUAAAACUGUGGAAACUCUGCUACUUCCGCUGGGUUCCCGAGGCCCAGAUCAACCACGGGGGCUCCAUCACUGCUUUCCACAGAGUUUCCCUGCUGGCAGACGAGGUGGACAUGUUAAACCGCAGCCUGCGGCAGUACAAGAGCAACUCCUCCUUGCAAGGCCACUGCUCAGAACUGGAUCAAAGCAGGAUGUACUUCAGAGCAAAUGGUUUAAAUGACACCUCAGGUGCCCCAGACUUUCUGUCCUCCUCAUUCCCAUUUUCUCCUGUAGGGAACCUAUGCAGACGGAGCAUUUUGGGAACACCUUUAAGCAAAUUUUUAAGUGGUGCCAAAAUCUGGCUAUCCACUGAGACGCUUGCAAAUGAAGACUGAGGUGAUGUGGAGGUUUAAAGGUUUGGUGAGAAUACAGCAUAUCAUUUUGUCUUUUCUAACUUAACACUGCUAAAUGCGGCAUUGAAAGCUGUAAUAAUUUUUAUAUACAAACAUUACGUAAGAUUUGCACAAAUAUUUAAAAGCAAGGCAAGUCAUGCUUCAAAUCGCACAAUUUUGUCUUCAGUAGUUCUCAUCUGCUGGGGCUUCUGCUCCCCAAUUCCUCCUCUUCUUGGGGGUUUGGCUCAUUACAAUUGAUAGAGCAUUUCAUUAGCUAAUUGAAAGGCUUGGUGUGGUUGUUAGUGAGGGCUCUGCUUGAAAUAAUUUUGUUUUCCCAGAUAGUGACUGGAGUGACCCUUUGAUAAAACAGCUGGAAAGCCAAAGUAGUGCAGUGGAGAUGAACUGACAGCUGAAAUCUGGGAAUGUACUAUUUUAUCAGACUGCCUCUUCAGGAGUAAUACUUACUUGCAUAGAUACAAACAUAAUAAUGUUCCAUGACUGAUCAUCCUACAUUGUGCUAAUGCAGUGUAUCCAUGGAAGGGGUUGUUCCCUUUUCUUUCUGUCCCCAAAAUGUGUUCAUUAACAAUUAGUCAGAUUUGUGCUCUUUGUCAUGAGCUUGACUUUAGACUGUAGAAAUCCACAUCAGGACAAUGCACUGUUAACCUUAAAACAUUUACUGUAGAUAUGGUAUUGUAGUAGCUUUAGAAGUGCCUUUAAUUGGGAGGAAACAGUAGCAGGAUUACUCUAAUGCAGCUGACCCCCCCCCCCCCAACUUUUUAAAACAGAUUGUUGUGGCAAGUUCUUGUUCUAUCCCCCACUUCCCCCUCUCUAUUUUUGGAAGAGGCAUCCAGAAGAAGCAGCAGGUGUUGCCUCUUGAAGGGUAAGUUGUUUGUAAGUCCCACAAGAUCCUCACCUUUUUAUAAGAGCAUCUCAACUACUCAGCAUUAUAUCCCUGCACAGAUCCUGAUCCCUGCCAUCCCUCUCCUCAUUUUUUUGCAGGAUGAGUAGCUUAUAGCAGAACUCACACCUGAGCCCUGCUGGGUUCCAGAAAGGACCACUGGCUCCUCAUUGCCACUUCCACAAGGGGUGCAGGUGCUGCAGUCACUGGGAGCAGGGGCUGCAAGAAGAGCAGUGAGUGGUGCCUUCUUUUUGCAGACUGCACAUCCAUAGGGACAGUGCACUGAACAAGCACUGCCUGAGGGAAUUGCAUCCAACAGCCUCCUUCUGCUUAAUGCAGCAGCCUCCUCAUUGUUCUGAAACCUUUUAAAUGAUGCCUGUCCCUGAAUACUGUGCCACAAAAGGACUCACAGGGAGAAAGGCAGGAGUGUGAAGAAUUCCAGGAGGUUGGAGAAGUAGUGAUGUGUCAUUCUCAUAGGCUCCUGUCAGCUGCCUUCUCUGAACAGCGAGGCUGUAUUUUGUAUUAAAUUAUUUCUGUAUAAACACCAACACUGUUGAACUGACACUGAGCCUCUACCCAGGUAUUGCCUCUACCCAGGUAUUGCCUCU
This is a messenger RNA of Passer montanus (Eurasian tree sparrow), 4042 nucleotides long. RefSeq names its product myotubularin related protein 10 (gene MTMR10). The record is from RefSeq and is a predicted model, not a curated record. Bases 233 to 2539 code for a protein of 768 amino acids. The transcript has 16 exons. Lineage: Eukaryota; Metazoa; Chordata; Aves; Passeriformes; Passeridae.